GUCCUCCAGAUGAUGGCGAAGAUGGUGAGGAGAACGUGUGCGUUUUGUUCCGAAGGGGAGGCUGGGUCUGUCAUGUACAUUGCCAAAGAGCAAAAUAUUGCAGCUCAUCAGGAUUGUCUGCUAUUUUCCUCAGGAUUUGUGGAAUCUGAAGAGUAUAACCCAGAUAAUCUGGAUUUAAGGUUUGAUGUGGAAUCAGUGUUGAAAGAACUCAGGAGAGGGAAGCGGCUGAUGUGCAACUUCUGCAGGAAGAAGGGGGCCACGGUGGGCUGUGAGGAGCGGGCCUGUCGCCGCAGCUACCACUACUUCUGUGCCCUCUGCGACGAUGCCGCCAUCGACACCGACGAGCUCCACGGCGUCUACCG
Merops nubicus (carmine bee-eater) is the source of this 362-nucleotide messenger RNA. It is a transcript of the gene PHF11, whose product is annotated as PHD finger protein 11. The annotation marks the transcript as partial. Gene Ontology annotation, molecular function: histone deacetylase binding; histone binding. The record is from RefSeq and is a predicted model, not a curated record. Gene Ontology annotation, cellular component: nucleus. The transcript has 3 exons. NCBI's taxonomy places the organism in Eukaryota, Metazoa, Chordata, Aves, Coraciiformes, Meropidae.